Molecule: messenger RNA, 1191 nt
Organism: Exophiala mesophila
Lineage: Eukaryota; Fungi; Ascomycota; Eurotiomycetes; Chaetothyriales; Herpotrichiellaceae
Exons: 3
Coding region: 33-1043 (336 amino acids)
Biological process (GO): translation; ribosomal small subunit assembly
Cellular component (GO): ribosome
Molecular function (GO): rRNA binding; mRNA binding; structural constituent of ribosome
Source: RefSeq, a predicted model, not a curated record
CGAAGCAAUCGAAAAGCCACAUUCCCACACCAAUGCCUCCACGACUCUCCUUAUCUACGGUCCGGUCAGUGGCCUACCGGACCAAAUCUUCCAUUCCUCAAAAGCGAUUCGCACAAUCCACGUCCCAGCAACGAUUCGCCAGUGACGACGCCUCCAAGAAGCAACCCGCAACCACCGAAGUAGGAUCCAACUUCAAAGGAGCGACCCAGAACCCCAUGCCACAUGUAUCUGAGGAACAAGCCGCAAUAGACAAAAUUACCGGGGAGACGCCUCCGGACAUUGAACAAGGAACACCCGUGCAGGAGAUCCUUGCUCGCGACAAGGAAGCGCAAAAGAACGCACCCGAUGUAUUGAAACAAGACCUCAAGAACAAGACUCCAUCUGGAUCUAGAUCAUAUUCCACCAGUGCACGUAGGUCCGCCUCGACCGAACUGGCGCAAUUCGAAACCACACAGGCGGUCGGACUCGAAUACCCCGAUGCAGGACUGGGACAUAAAUUCCCUUUGCCAGAUGUGUCCACGUGGACGAAGCAGAAUCAUCUCAAACACCGCUAUGACCCCGUGCUCACACAGUUUACAAAGAUGAUCAUGAGGGAUGGCAAACUGAGUAAAGCACAACGGACCAUGGCCGACAUGCUCGACAUUUUACGAACCAGCCCAUCGCCACAAGCCAGCAAACUAGUCAGCCCGAUUCCACAAGAAACCCUCUCCCUAUCGCCUCUCCAAUACCUAACAUCGACCAUCGACAGCGUCGCUCCAUUGGUCAAAGUCAAGCAAAUCAAGGGUCAAUUGGGAGGUGGUCGAUCCAUGCCCGUACCACAGCCUCUUCACAUUAAGCAACGACGCCGAGCCGCCAUUAAAUGGAUUCUCGAUGCUGCUGAACGUCGUCGCGACGUCACACUUGCCGAGCGUAUUGCAAAGGAAGUUAUCAAUAUUGCCGAGGGCAAGAGUGGCGCUUGGGAUCGUCGCACUUUACUUCAUAAAAUGGCAAUUGUCAACCGUAUGAAUAUUCGUAUCGGUUCAAAGGGUGGACGGAGAGUCUAGUCGAGUCUAAAGUCUGAGAGCUGGGGCUUGGUGCUCGGUCUGUCAUCAAAAUCAUCAUCAUAAGCAACAGCAGCAGCAUCGUAACAUAUAUAUCUGUACAAAAUACACAAUACCCAAACCAUCUACCUUUUCGGCAAUCAAUCCCCCA